CACCGUUGUGCCUCCGACGGGGAAGCUUUACGGUGUACACGCUUCGUUCUUCGUAUACGAAAGUAAAUAUGGAGAGCCCCGAGGUUACUUUUACUUUGGCAUACGUGGUGUUUGCGGUUUGCUUCGUUUUUCCUCCCAAUGAAUUUCGGUCUGCCGGGGUGACGGUGCAGAAUUUGUUGUCAGGUUGGCUUGGCAGCGAGGACGUGGCAUUUGUUCACUACCACAUUAAGAGGACCUGCGCGACACUACUUGUGCACUCCUUAUUGCCACUAGGUUAUUAUGUAGGAAUGUGUUUUGCAUCUCCAGAACAAAAGUUAUAUUAUGUUCAUCUUGCAAGCGAUGGAUGGCAGCUGUACUUUUCCUUGGCAUUUGCUCUUCCUUUGGUUUGUGUCAUAUUAGUAUACUACUGGUCAUUGAGGAAAUGGAGUUGCCAUCCCAUUGCCAGGACACUUGCUAGCCAUGCACUUCCUCAAUCAGGCUGGAGAGCUGUGGCAUCUUCUGUCAAUACUGAAUUUCGCCGUAUCGAUAAAUUUGCCACCGGUGCUCCUGGUGCUAGGGUGAUUGUCACAGACACUUGGGUAAUUAAGGUAACUACAUAUAAUGUGCACAUUGCACAGCAACAGGAGAUUCAUUUGACAGUGACAGAUUCUAAACAACAUGAACUAUCCCCGGAUUUUAAUACACCAGUGCAAUUUCUUACCAUUUGUGUCGCCAGCAUCAACCCUUACAUAAAACCUUUUGACAUAAGGUUGAAUUCAACAGAAUAUGGUGAAAUGCGUGAGAAGCUUCAUGCUCCAAUCCGAAAUGCUGCUAACGUUGUCAUCCACCAGACCCUAAGUGACAUGUUUUUGGAAACAUUUAAAUGUCAGGUGGAAUUGAACCAACAUUAUUCUUUGCCUAGUGGUCAGGAUUUGGAACCUUGUAUUGGAUGCAUGCAAGUCUCAGCCAAUAUGAAACUGUUGAAAUUGUGCCAGGAAGAUGAUGAUGGAGAAUGCCAAGACUGUUAUUGCCGCCCUAUGUGGUGCAUGACCUGCAUGGGCAAAUGGUUUGCAAGUCGACAGGACCAGCAGCACCCUGAGACAUGGCUAUCAAGCAGGGUUCCCUGUCCAACCUGCAGGGCAAAAUUUUGUAUUCUUGAUGUGUGCUUGGUGGAUAAUUAAUGUGGAAAUCACAAGUGAACAGUGACACUGAAGCAUAAAUAUCCAUAAAGGACGUGAAAAAACGUUUUAAAACAGACCCAGUAUUUCUAAUCUUUUGCCGUUGCAAGGAAAUGGAUGCAAUGAUGUUUUUUUUUGUUUUGUUUUUGUUUUAUGUCUUCAGUUCAUUUUAUUAAUCUUUACUCAGAAGCUUAAAAAUGCUUUGCAACACUUGGGGAACGUUGAAGUUAAUUUAUGAAUUAUGGUCAUUACUGUUAUUUCUUUAUUAUUUUGAAGUUUUCUUAAGGAAAGAAAUUGCUUUCUGAAACAUUUUCUGGCCAUUUCUUUGUUAAUGUUUAUGAUUAUUUGAACCCUGUUUCAAUUUUCCAUUUAAAUACCAACAACCGCAGCCUAUAGGCCUUUGACAUCAGUACUUCAUAGUUCUAGCAGUAAUUGCAUAGUUUUCAGAUUUACAGAACUUGGCUUUUGUUUACGUUCACUGUAAUCUUACUAACAGUUCACAACAUUUUCAAGUAUACUUUUUUUUCCAAACAUUAGUGUUUAAAAUACUUUAUAAGCCACAGUUAUAGAUCAAAUUUAAAGAAUGUAAAGCAAUAAGACUAUACAUAUUUUAAUUGCUUAAUUUAAUUUAAUUGCUUACACCAUUAAAGCCCCUUUUUACUGCUAAAAUGUUAAUAAUGUUAGUGCAAGACAUUUUACAGUUACAAAAUCCUGUCACUUUUUAAUCACUACUAAAAGACAACAAGCUGUAUUAUGAUUUUGAAAACCAUGCACUACUGCUGACAAUUUAAAUAUCUGUUUUAAAGUAUAAUAUUUAAAUAGCUGAUAUAACCCAUGCAAUUUUCCAGCAAUACAAUUUUAAAAGACCACUGCUAUCUUUGUGCAAAGGUUAAAAAUAAUUUCUGUCUGAAAUUUUUGAAGUACAUCCAUAAAGGUACUGCAAGUGAUGCUUACCUGUUAGGGUGUUUUGGACGUUUACUUUUUUCUGAAUAUUCGACUGAGAGCAAUACAAAAUGUUUUAAGUUUGACACUUCUCUUGUUUUUUCAAUUAAUUGUAAUUAUUAGAUUUAAAAAUAUUGGGUAAGAUGUGCAAUAUUUCUGCAAACGUUUAAUAAAUAAAUCAUUGAAAUUUAAAAAAUUGCAUAUUUUCAACUGAUCCAACAUGUAUCAGAAAUUAUUUUGCUUUACCAUGCUAUUAAAAUGGUAUGAGAUUUUGGCAUCAUAUUUCCAAAAACUAUUUUUUUUCUUGGUGAACACUUAAAAAAAAAUAUUCUUGCCAACGUGCAUCUUUAUUAUCUUUAUCCGUUUGUUUAUGUUUCCAAUAACAGACAAAACAAUAUUUUUUUAUGCUUGGUCAUCAAGACUUGACAUAAGCAGAUUGCUGGAGGUGCAUUACCAGCUGUUAUGUGAAUAUUUGAGACAGUGGAUUCAGACCCCUUCACUUUCUACAUGCAUUACUGUGCUUUAAUUUUAAUUGAUCAAUUUGCCUUUUUUGU
Molecule: messenger RNA, 2653 nt
Organism: Polypterus senegalus (gray bichir)
Lineage: Eukaryota; Metazoa; Chordata; Cladistia; Polypteriformes; Polypteridae
Gene: tmem129
Product: transmembrane protein 129, E3 ubiquitin protein ligase
Exons: 4
Coding region: 69-1160 (363 amino acids)
Biological process (GO): protein ubiquitination
Cellular component (GO): membrane; endoplasmic reticulum
Molecular function (GO): ubiquitin protein ligase activity
Source: RefSeq, a predicted model, not a curated record